CUGCAGAGUUUUCCACGAAGAAGCAUCGAGUCGUUCUACAGAGGUGGAAAAAAGCGGAGGGACUCCUCCUGUGUACAACAUAAUGGAGCGAAAAGGGUCAAAAAGCGACUGCAGGCGGCGUUUACUGACUGGAUUAACGCUGUGUGUUGUAUUAGUAUUCAGACCUACAUCAGCCAUAGAUAUCCAUGCUGACCCUGAGGUGAUGAUGCAGAAUGGCACCACAGGAGUCCUCCGCUGCACCUUCAAGUCCAGUGAAGUGGUUAGCAGCUCCACCUCGGUCACCUGGAGCUUCCAGUCCAGUCAGCCCGACAACCAGUUCAGCAAAGCUCCAUAUGUGAUCUUCUACUUCUCCAAUGGGAAAGGUUUCCCCGGCCAGGAUGAGUUCAAAGACAGAGUUCAGUUUAUUGGAGACAUCAACAAGAGAGACGUGUCCAUCCAGCUCAGUCCGGCCCAGUUCAGUGACAACGGGACCUUCUUCUGCGAUGUCAAGAACCCGCCGGACGUUACAGGAACACCGGCCAGAACCGAGCUCAGGGUCGUCCUCAGAGAUUCUCUCCCCCAGAGUAACACAACAGUUAUAGUUGGAGCCGUGUGUGGAGUUUUACUUCUGCUCGUCAUCAUUGCCGUCGCAGCCUGCAUCACCAUGAGGGUCCUUCACAACCGCCAUGAUUAUGAAGGCUGUACGUCCCUGGAGAGUGUGAGCUCUCAGGCUCCGAAGCCUCGAAAGAAGGUGGAGUCCAGUCUGGAGGGCUCCAGGUCCACCAGUCCCUCUGGACCACUACAGGGCCCGGUGAUAUACGCACAGCUGGACCACUCAGGCAGUAAGAACUCGUUCCAUAAGAUGGAGCCGGUGGUGUACGCUGACAUCCGUAAGAACUGAAGAGGACCAAGCAUUAAUCAAUAAUCAAUAAUCACAGUAAAGUAUGAUGAGAUUCGACCAGCUGCUCUGGGACAGAAUGGGGGGGGCCCGGGGGCCUAAAGAAGCAUGAUGCUGUUACAUGAUGAUGUCAUGAUGUCUCCAUGUGCUUUCAUGUAAACACACUACAUCAGAUCAGCCUUUACAUUGUUCUCAACACAGGGACCACCGCACAGCGCCUUCAUCAUAUUACAGUCUAUAUCAUAUACAUUCAUUACAGUCACAUCAUUUAGAAUCAUAUGGAUUGAUUGUUGUAUCUACACAGGAGCUUCAGCAGUCUGACGCACCAGCUGACACCAUCACACCAGCUUGUAAUUAUUCACCUUUACAUUUGACGAAGCGCUGCAGUGAACUGGUUUUAAGAUCAAGAUGGCUGCACAGCGAGCAGGAGGGCAGAAACAUCUGACAGCAAGUUCUAUUCUCAUGUCCUACUUGAUUCAAGAUCAGGGUGAUGUCAGCUGUCCUGUGUCCAUGUGGACAGACGCUGGUUGGUUCAUCCUGUAUGUUCUGAUCACUCACCUCUUUAAGAUUCAACGCUCAGCUGCUCAAACUCGAUGCAAACACACAAAACUUUCUUCUCUCUUUUAAAGCAGCACGCUGCAUCAGAAACAGGGUCUGUUAGAGAUGGACGUCCUUUCUCACUCUGACCGACCACACAGAACCUGUCCUGCAUGUUCUAAAUGUUCCUCCGCCCGACACACCAGAUUCACACGAGGGUUGUUAUCAGGCUUCAGCAGGCCUCCACAACAAACUUAUCAUUUCAGUCAGGUGUGACGGCUGAGGAACAUCUAGAACAUGGAGGAUGGGGUCAGACUGAACAGAGCAGAGCAGUUCAGGAUGAGCGGAGAGCUCAGAGGGAUUCAAGCUAAAGUCUGUUAGAGAGAAUCACACACGAUGUAAAACAAAGUUCUGUCAGGUUCUGAAAAGUUGUUGCUCUCCAGCUGUUCAGUGUCUGUCCACAGUCACACCUGAAGUUCACUCUGUAUCGUGUUUCUGUUCGUAACUCCAUGUGAAGCACAGCUGCUGCGUCAGGCUGCUGAAGGCUCGUCCAUCCUGCAGUGAUCAUGUUGUUCUAUAGGAUGUAUAACAUGUAUAUCUACAGUAAUGCUGCAUGAUGACGUGACACACAGCUGGUACUGCUCAGACACAAGAUUUGUUGUUACUGUGAAGGCUUUAGUUUCCUGGCAUGUUGUUGUGGUGCCGCCCGUCUGAUCUCCCCUCAGUCACACGUGUUCUGUAAUGCUCUUUAUAAUAACUCUGGGUGCUCUGAGUGUCUGCUUAUUGUUGAAAAAAGUGAACACAUGCAGCCCGGGUGCCUUUCGUGUUCCUGCCUGUUUGUGGAAUAAAUCAAGUCAUUUUAUUUUAAUAUGCAUGUUGAGCUGGGAUGAAACAAACUGGGAGCUUCAGAUGCUAAAACACUGUUUGCAUGCAGUUAACUAACAUAACCAUCAUUAUACUGAUAAAUAUCAUCAUUUGUUUUUGUAAAGCUUUUUAUUUUCGCACUAAUGGGCCAAAUAUGUUGAAUAAGUUUUUUGAGAUGCUUUGAAGCUUUAAUGCAUUCCAAAAGAUUUUCUGUUCAAAGCCAAACUUCUCUUCUGACCUAUAAGAAUGAUUUCUGUCUAAAUGCCGUCAGCUUCAGCUUGUGAAUGCAGUAAUGUUGACCAGUAUUUGUAUAUAUUUCCUGCUCUGUAAGAUAUUUAGUGCUGUGUACUGUAAGUCAUUCCAGUGUGGUGGUUGGGCUGUGGAUGUUUCAGGAGGAGGAGAGUUGAGUUCCUCUCUUCAGCCACUCGGAUGUCACAGUGUCUGCUCCGUCUGUCAGCACCAGAAACAUCCAGUUCAGCUUCAUUUAGUCACAGAAACACACAGAAUUAAUGUGAUGCUAGUAUUUAGCAUGUUAGCAUGCUACAUUAGCAGUUAUCUCAAACUGUAGGUUAGGGUUAGGGGUCAGUGUAUAUUUGUGCAAUCCACAGAUGUUUCAACUUUCUUUAGUUUUCAGUGUCAUGCUGAGUUGCCUCUGUUCUGGCUUCUGUCUCCACCAACACGGCUGCAAAGCAUCCCGACAACUCAUUACAAAUGUCCAGUGGCUUCAUGUUCCAGAUGUCCAAACACAUCCCUGAACAGUGGUCUCUGGCUGUAACUCCACCACCAUCUCCUCCACCUGCUGACAUGACAGUCGGCUCAUGAACAUGUAAUGGGAACAUAAUAUGAGAACAUGAUAUGACACUUUCAAAUGUAAAGUAUCCGUGGUUUGCAGAAACGUAAAGUGAGAGCAUUUGUUCUGGAGUCCGAUCCGAGAACUCGUGGUUUGAUUUAGAGGAAGUAGAAGCGCCGAUCAGAUCGAUCCUCAGGAGAGUCAAACCAAAUAUCAAAUCAGCUCAUUCGUUUAGUUCCAGUGAGCUGUAAGAUGAGCGGAUCCUCUGAGCUGCAACUGAACGCUUCUCUUCAUGGUGACUGGAGAGAAUCUUAAUUUGGUGUUUUUUUGACUGGAGUCUGGCAGAGCCAGCAGACACUGUCGCCUUCCACGAGUGUUUAUGUUGGUCCAUGUUGUUGUUAGUGAGCAGAGGACAGAAGCUGUACGACCUGCUGCUCUCUGUGAGACUCGUCGGUGUUUAUUGUAGAUGUAAACUCUAAGUUAUGAUGACAGAUGUGAGCAGCUGGUCCACUUCUCUCUCCUGACCAGUCUGUACGUGUUGUUGAUGGUAUAAAUAGUUGUGUGUUAUUUUGUUCUGUUGUGAAUCUGCACUAAGUCUUUCCUGUCAAAGACAACAGACUGCCUGUGACUUCUCUUCUUAUUUCAGUUCAUCUCUGAAUGUUUGGCCUGUUUAAACUGGAAUGUUGUACAUUUAGUGCCUUUUACAUUUCAUCAGCUAACUUGAACGUCUGCUCCAAAUAGAAAAGAUAAGAUUCAUUUAUUUUCCUUUUAUUCUAUGUAUUUUUUAUACACAUAAUAUCGCCUCUGUAUCCACUGUCUAAAUUUUAUAUAAAACUUAUUCCUGGCCAAGCACA
Molecule: messenger RNA, 3922 nt
Organism: Acanthopagrus latus (yellowfin seabream)
Lineage: Eukaryota; Metazoa; Chordata; Actinopteri; Spariformes; Sparidae
Gene: mpzl1l
Product: myelin protein zero-like 1 like
Exons: 6
Coding region: 83-880 (265 amino acids)
Cellular component (GO): focal adhesion; membrane; cell surface
Source: RefSeq, a predicted model, not a curated record